UGAAUGAAAGCGAGAGGAAAUAUGAUAAUUAAUAGGGAUUUUAUACAGACGCACGCGCGUGCGCGCGGACAGAUGCUCGCUCCCGUUCGGCGGCUGCAGCGGAAGGUUUUCUCGUUCUCUGGGGUGCGCGCGCUCCGGUGUGAUGACGACCGCUCGCGCUCCGCUACCCUCCGCAUCAUUCCGCCCUUUGUGAAUGUUUGACCCAUAAAACGGAAAUGGCACGCCGUCAGGGAUCGGUUCUGCUCCGCUGCGCGGUUCUGCUGGUUCUCAGCGGCGGGAGUUCUGCUUUACCGAACCAGACCAGCAGCGCGCGUGAUGCGCAGUACCGGACCGCCGACAGUAAUAACACGAAUAAAUACGCCAGUACAGACUCUCUGGGAAUCACCGAGCGGGUACCACAGCUACAGGACAACAGCAGUGCUGUGAGACGGUGGCGUGUUCUGGGUGAAGCCGGGCCUUUGUGCGCCUACCGCACUCUUGACGCAGGUGACCCCGGGCGUCUGUGCUUCCGCUACACCCAACCUGACUUCAGGUGCACGAGCACUUCCUGUCGACAGGUGAGCUCACCUGGUGGGCAGCUCACGGCGAAUAUUCUGUCCAACGGAAGUGUGUUAAUUCAGUGGACGGUCGCUCACGAGGUCCCACAUGACUCUACCGCCCCACCAAAGAGCCUCACGCCCGGGCAGACGGGCGGGUUCAGGCUCAGCUGCUGGUGGAACGGCAGCUACACGCAGUUCGAAUGCGCCGGGGUGCAUCUAGGCAGCAGCUGCAGGGAUUAUUUACUCAACGAGCUGCACACGAACGUGCCCUACCGGCUGUGCGUGCGGCCCUACGCCCUCGAGCUGACCGAAGCCUGCGUGGAGUUCAGCCUCGCGCCCGGCGGGAUGCAGGACAUCGUUAUCGCCAUGACGACAGUGGGCGGAGCCAUCUGCGUGAUGCUGGUCAUCAUCUGCCUGCUGGUGGCGUACAUCACCGAAAACAUCAUGAACCCGACAGUGCCACACUCGCACAGAUCGCACUUACACACGCACCUGUGAAAGCACAAGCACUGACGUCACACAUCGUUAUCGUCACGCAAACUCACCUUCCUACAACUCAGGAUCAGAAUCCACGUAAAAACCACCGCGCUGCUCCUGGGAUGCACUUUCACGACGCUGCUUACACACCAGCUGUGUUCGGAGUGGAAUACUAACCUACUGUUUAGCACAUCUCUUACUUUUGAGAAAUAGAACAGUAGGCAUUAUUUUGAAAGAGUGGUGUGACCUCAUCACGUUGCUUGUGAGAUGCGUCCAGUUCUCAGAAAAGACUGUUUGCAUGUUUUAGGGCAAUUUUACAUUUCUUUCGUCACAGGUCCAGUCAGAGGCACUGCAUUGUGGGAUACAGUAUACCGCAGAGAUAGUAGGAAUAACAUGACAGUAUAUAUUCCGAACAUAGCCAGACACACAAACAAGCUUUUUUCCUGUGUUUAUGUGCAUCUUCAUCUAAAGUCUCGUUUAAUAAUCCCAUUUACCAAAAAACUGUGCACUCAUUCAUAUUUAGACUGACAGCUAUAUAAAUAUUCGUUUUAGAAAUGCACAUGAUGACUUUGUGGAAGGUAAAACGAUGUUAGUGAGUGUAGUAAGAAAGACUCUGAUUGGAGGCGUCUGUUUGACGUCUGCAUUAUUUUUAUAGCGUUUGCUCAUCUGCAAUACAUCUACAGAACGUUUCCUAUCAGAUGUCAAACAGACGUUUAGAAGAUGUCUUUAAGAUGUAAAACUGACAUCUUGUAGACGUAAGUGUGCUAUCUGCUUUAGUUUUAUUCGAGCGACGCUCUAAUGUCCUGUAUGUCAAACCCAAUAAUUUACAGUAUGCCUUAUCUCUACGUGACUCUUCUAAUUCUGAGGUAGUAAUAUUCACCAAAAUAAGGACCCACUGACUGGCUGAACAGCCAUUUGAAUACUGUGCUUUCUUCCCUCUGUAAUACAAACCUUUUGUGUCAAUAAACGAGGGUGAAUUUGAUGAA
Molecule: messenger RNA, 2002 nt
Organism: Cyprinus carpio (common carp)
Lineage: Eukaryota; Metazoa; Chordata; Actinopteri; Cypriniformes; Cyprinidae
Gene: fndc10
Product: fibronectin type III domain containing 10
Source: RefSeq, a predicted model, not a curated record